Ostrea edulis (European flat oyster) is the source of this 496-nucleotide messenger RNA. RefSeq lists its product as uncharacterized. The record is from RefSeq and is a predicted model, not a curated record. Bases 101 to 496 code for a protein of 131 amino acids. NCBI's taxonomy places the organism in Eukaryota, Metazoa, Mollusca, Bivalvia, Ostreida, Ostreidae. The transcript is spliced from 3 exons.
GAGUUGUACUUUGGAAAUACAUGCAGAAUAACACAGCUACUCUAAAUCGUGUGUUUAAAGUUACAGCUGUCAUUACAAAUCACAUUGGGAAAUAACAGAAAUGGGACAAAACUUCUUUUCCAGGAUAAAAGUUACAAUGACAUGCGCCGUUGCCCAUUGUAUGCUGUUGAUAAUUUAUACAGAGGCGUAUGAAAACCUAGCAUUAAACAAACCAGCAUGGCAGGAACAUGUCUGGCCUGAAGAACCCUUUGAUAAGGACUGGGAGGCAGGGAAGGCUGUGGACGGACUAUACACAGACCGCUCAGCAGGAGGAAAACAAUGCACCAUUUCGGGCCCAGGUCAAACAACAGCGACGUGGAGAGUGGACCUGGGGAGUGUGGUCAGCAUCAGUCACAUUGACAUCUACUACAGAAAAGAAAAGGACCCCAGUAAGUGUUCAGAAUGUAAAAGAUUUCAGCUCCUGAAAUUUCAAGUUCUCAAUAUUUACAAUAGUUAA